AUGAUUCCCCUGUGGGCCGUGGCGCUGACGCGGUUCCUGACGCUGAUGGCCCACCUGGUGGCCCUGGGCAGGGUCGCAUGGGCGGGACACCCCGUCCGCGCCUCGCUGCCCCUCGAAUUCUCGGCGGAGGAGUACGCGCGUGUCAACACCGAGCUGCUGUGCGCCCUGGGGUUGGCUGCGGGGCUGCUGGCCAUCGAAUUUGGGGGUUUCUUCGCGGGGGUGUCCAGGUUCCACCGCUUGCAGGGAUGUUCUCGCUGCGGUUCCACGCGGCAGCCUCCUUCACCCUGUAUUAUGCCCUGAGGAAGUGCUGGGAGGUGAGGGGCUUCUGGCUGCUCCUGGGGCUCUACAGCGUCCCCCCUGCCAUCACCGAGCUGCUGCUGCUGGUGGUGGCCGCCCUGGGCCGCAGGGGGAACCUGUGAGCAGGGGG
Messenger RNA from Anas platyrhynchos (mallard), 427 nucleotides. NCBI's taxonomy places the organism in Eukaryota, Metazoa, Chordata, Aves, Anseriformes, Anatidae. The record is from RefSeq and is a predicted model, not a curated record.